This is a messenger RNA of Synchiropus splendidus (mandarinfish), 1500 nucleotides long. It is a transcript of the gene trmt5, whose product is annotated as tRNA methyltransferase 5. Gene Ontology annotation, biological process: tRNA N1-guanine methylation; mitochondrial tRNA methylation. Gene Ontology annotation, cellular component: mitochondrial matrix; cytoplasm. The record is from RefSeq and is a predicted model, not a curated record. NCBI's taxonomy places the organism in Eukaryota, Metazoa, Chordata, Actinopteri, Syngnathiformes, Callionymidae. Bases 117 to 1406 code for a protein of 429 amino acids. The transcript is spliced from 5 exons.
GCUGAGGACGGAGGAUGUUGAGGUGAGCGCUGAGGUACCUCAGCAGAGUCUUUAAAAAUUCACAGACUCACAUCAAGCUGAGAUCAUCAGAUUCAAGUUUGUGUGCAACUGGAUUCAUGGUCAAGCCUGUGGUCAUGGAUGCAAAACUGUACCGGGUUCCUCCUGAGGUCAGAGGGAUGACCUCUCUCGACAAACAGGCCUUCACUCAGAGCGUCUCAGUCCCGGCCCUCUGUGUCUCCACCCGGGUCCUCAACAAAGUUAUCAAGAGUUUGAGGAAGUCCACGAUCCAGCGCCCUGGGAUCGCACGGGUCGUGAAUGCAGGGAGCGAGGAUGAGCGUCUAAUUCUGCUGGACCCCCGCAGAGUGACAUCCACGGACUCCUUCAGUGCAGCGGAAGUGGAGGCGCUCAGGUCCUUCGACGUCCCCAUGGAGCUGCGGUUCCACCAGCUGACCCUGACCUACGAGAACCUGAAGAGCGAGGAGGUGCUGGAGGCCAUACUGCCGCCAGGUCAGGACGUGUCUUCAGGCUUCAGUCGGGUUGGACACAUUAUCCACAUGAACCUGCGGGACCACCAGCUGCCGUACAAGACGGUCAUCGGUCAGGUCAUGAUGGACAAGAACCCCGGGGUGACUUGUGUUGUCAACAAGACCAACGUGAUCGAUACCACUUACCGAAACUUCAAGAUGGAGGUUCUGGCCGGUGAAGAGGACAUGUUGGCCAAAGUGAAGGAGAACGGGGUCACGUACGAGUUCGACUUCUCUCGAGUCUACUGGAACCCGCGCCUGAGCACCGAGCACCAGCGUGUGGUUCAGCUGGUCAAGCGUGGCGACACGGUCUUCGACGUGUUUGCGGGGGUCGGACCCUUCGCCAUCCCGGCCGCCCGAGCCGGCGCUGAAGUGUACGCAAAUGACCUGAACCCAGAGUCUUUCCGGUGGCUGCAGCACAAUAGCCGAGUCAACAAGGUGUCGGGGGGAGUCCGCUGCUUCAACCUGGACGGACGAGAGUUUGUGCGCGGCCCGCUGUGCCAGCAACUGCCGGCUCUGCUGCUGUCGAACGCCAACGUCCACGUGGUGAUGAACCUGCCUGCGCUGGCUCUGGACUUCCUUGACGCAUUUAAAGGACUGCUGCCCCAGCAGGACCCGGAAUACAACAAGCUCCCCACCGUCCACUGCUACGGCUUCUCCAAAGAUCAGAACCCAGAGGAGGACGUGGUGAGGAGAGCAUCCCAGAAUCUCGGCUUCCCUCUGGACGGACGGUGUUCCGUGCACUUUGUCAGAAACGUGGCACCGAAUAAAGACAUGAUGUGUGUGAGCUUCACGCUGCCGAAGGAGGUUCUGUUCAGUCUGGAUCAGGAUGAGAGCGAACCUGCACCAAAGAAGCAAAAGUGCGACGAGGUGACUGCAUAGACAUGUAUUUUUUUGUUUUCCACCUGGACAAUGAGACAAUGUCGACAUUCUUUUUAUGAACAAUUACUUUUUUAAUUUUAUUAAACAAGUCGAC